AACCCCCCAAGACCGCCAACCGCACCGUACUCUCUCUUUCUCUCUCUCUCUCUAAAGCUAAGCAAUGGCGGGAAAGCCAAUUACCGGCGAUGGAUUAACGGAGAAUCUUGCCGGCAUGACAAAGAGUCAACUUUAUGGCAUUAUGUCUCAAAUGAAGGCAUUAAUCGAACAGAACAAGCAACAAGCUAAAGAAAUCCUAAUCCAGAACCCUCCCUUGACCAAAGCCCUUUUCCAGGCACAGAUUAUGCUAGGAAUGGUCCAACCUCCACAAGUGAUUCCAAGUGUGCAACCUGCAGCAUCACAGCAAUCUCAGCAAUCAUCACAAGCAUCUAAGCAGUCAAACAUUCAGGCUGCACACUCACUAGCUUUACAGGAACAGGCAGUUAUGUCACAGAACCAACCUCCAAUGAGAAAACAACAUCAGAAUCAACCUUCAAUAUCAAUAUCUUCUACUUCUGCACCUCCUUCAAAUCUUCAGUCCCAGCCUAUGCCUUCACACCCCCUGCAAGCUCCACAGCAGCCCAAAGGGCAUUUGAAUCCUCAAGUCCCACCAAUAUCUGUUCCACAAUCCUCUCAACUUCCAAAUAUACCUCCUCUUCCUCUUCAUUCUGCUUCACAGCAACCCCCACUUCAUCAACCCCAAGUGCCCACUGUCUCUACUCCAUUGCAACAGCCAUUACAGACAACUGGAAUUCCUCAUAUGCCAUUGCAACCACCAUUGCCACCACAAUCUAGACUGCCUUCUGCACCAAAUUUUCAUCAUCAAUAUGGACCACUAAUGAGGCCCAAUGUGGGCUUCCAACAUCCUGGUGCUCCUCAACAUCCUUCACAGCCCAUGUAUCAUCCUGUCAACAAACCUCAAGCUAGCAUGGGGCCUUCAUUUCCACAGGGACAGCCACCUCUUCCAAGUCAGAUACCGCCAAUGUAUCAGGCGGGUGGUUCACACUUGGGGGCUGAGUUCAAUAAUCAAGGUGGAAGUUCAAUGCAAGUUGAUAGAGGAUCUUCUUGGAUGUCUAGUCAACCGGAGAGCUCGGCAGCGGCGCCGCUUCCAGGACCACCCCAAUUAAAUCCUGGUCACAUGGGUCUGGGCAAUCAACCCAAUCGUGCUACACCUUUGACUCCUGAGAUGGAGAAAGCGCUUCUUCAGCAGGUCAUGAGCCUCACGCCAGAACAGAUUAGUCUGCUGCCUCCUGAGCAAAGAAAUCAAGUGCUUCAGCUGCAGCAAAUGCUACGCCAAUGAAGUUACUUGGUUACCUUUUUCAAAUCGAAAUUACCAAUCUCAGUAGUCCUAUUUUGGCUCAUCUCAGUUGGCAAUUUAUCGCAGGUGAAGAGUCAUGCAAAAGUUGAAGCAGUAUUUACCUCCAGGAAGAAUUUGUUCACAGGUAUUCGUUAUUCUGCUGCGAUUGCCCCAUAGUAAAGCUUUAGUUUUAUUUUUCUCCAGAAUAUCAGAUUGGCAGUGUUCGUAUUCUUUUCCUAGUGUUGGGUAAUUUAUAUAACAGAUAUUUUUGGUUAGAUAAAACACAAUUCGACUUAAAUUUUCAGUUACCAUGUAAAGGUCUGAAACAAACCAGUAGAAAGAAUCUGAAAUUGCAUUCUCUGAAAA
Ricinus communis (castor bean) is the source of this 1603-nucleotide messenger RNA. Its product is annotated as proline-rich protein 36. The record is from RefSeq and is a predicted model, not a curated record. NCBI's taxonomy places the organism in Eukaryota, Viridiplantae, Streptophyta, Magnoliopsida, Malpighiales, Euphorbiaceae. Bases 65 to 1240 code for a protein of 391 amino acids. The transcript is spliced from 7 exons. Gene Ontology annotation, biological process: mRNA 3'-end processing.